ACCAUCUACACGGCCGGACGGCCGCCCUGGUACAGCGAGACCGGAGCGCCCGUGGACGAGGCCUUCGUCAUCGGCCUGUGUGGUGGUAGCGCCUCGGGCAAGACGACAGUGGCAACGCGGAUCAUCGAGGCACUGGAUGUGCCCUGGGUCGUGCUGCUCUCCAUGGACUCCUUCUACAAAGUGCUGGAUGAGGGGCAGCAGGCGCUGGCAGCCCGCAGUGACUACAACUUCGACCACCCCGAUGCCUUCGACUUUGAGCUGCUUGUCAGCGUCCUCCAAAACAGUGUAUGGAGCCAACGUCAUCGUCUUCGAAGGGAUCCUGGCCUUUGCCAACAAGGAGCUGCUGAAGCUCCUGGACAUGAAAGUGUUUGUGGACACGGACUCCGACAUCCGGCUGGUGCGGCGGCUGCAGCGCGACAUCAUGGAGCGCGGCCGCGACAUUGUGGGUGUCAUCAAGCAGUACAACAAGUUUGUCAAGCCGGCCUUCGAGCAGUACAUUGAGCCCACCGUGCAGGUCGCCGAUAUCGUGGUGCCCAGGGGUGGGGAAAACUCUGUGGCCCUGGACCUUAUUGUGCAGCACGUGCACAGCCAGCUGGAGAAGCGUGAGAUCACUGUCAGGGCAGCCUUGGCCUCUGCCCACCAAGGACAGCCGCUGCCGAAGACACUGAGUGUCCUGGAGAGCACGCCGCAGGUGCGGGGCAUGCACACCAUCAUCAGGAACAAGGACACCACCAGGGAUGAGUUCAUCUUCUACUCCAAGCGCCUGAUGAGGUUGUUGAUUGAACACGCCCUCUCCUUCCUGCCACUGAAGUCAGUCACUGUGGAGACGCCCCAGGGGACCAUGUAUGAAGGGAAGCGGUUCCACAGGCAGAGGAUCACUGGCGUGUCCAUCCUGCGCGCGGGGGAGACAAUGGAGCAGGCCCUGACUGCGGUCUGCAAAGACAUCCGCCUGGGCAAGAUCCUCAUCCAGACCAACCAUGACACAGGGGAGCCCGAGCUCCACUACCUGCGCCUGCCCAAGGAGAUCAGCGAGGACUACGUCAUCCUGAUGGACAGCACCGUGUCCACCGGCGCUGCUGCCAUGAUGGCCGUGCGUGUCCUGCUGGACCACGAUGUCCAGGAGGACAGGAUCUUCUUGCUGUCGCUGCUGAUGGCAGAGAUGGGGGUGCACUCUGUGGCCUAUGCCUUUCCCCGCGUCCGCAUCAUCACCACCGCCGUGGACAAGCGGAUCAACGAGGAGUUCCACAUCAUCCCAGGCAUUGGUAAUUUUGGGGACAGAUACUUCGGCACUGAUGGACCCUCUGCCUGGUGCGAGAACGAUGGCACACACUGCUGAGCUGGCAGGCCAGGGGGCCACUGCCCAGGCUGGCUACAGGGCUGGUCCCCCCACCUCUGCUGCCCAGAGGGGCUCCGAGCUGCUGUGCCUGCCCACCCACCCACAGCAUGGCCCCCCAAGACAAGACCCUCGCUGCCAGUUCUCCCUAUUCAGCCCUGGGGGGCUAAUUACCCCACAAAGGUGGGGAGGGAGGGAUGGUGUUUCAUGCAGCCCAGGGAAGUGGGGGUCUUCCUUGCCCCCACCACACUGACUUGCCUCUAUGUCCUGGGCCAGCUGUGCCUCUAGGGGGAGCGGUGGUCUCCCUGUGGUGCGUUUCCUGAGGGGCCGGUCACCCUCUCUCGGGGGGGGGAGAGGGACAGGGUCUGGUCCCCUGGAGGCUCCCCUUGGGCCCCAGUGGGGGGGCUGGGCAGGCUCCCUGGCUGGAAUCUGUAUUUAUUGUAUUUAUUUUGAGCAGCGGCCCCCCGCGGGGCUGGCAACUGAACAACAUCAGGGACGGGGGCUCUGCUCAAGGAGCCACCGUGUCCCCCCAUCCCACACUCCAUCCCCUUCCCGUGCCGGGGGGCAGGGGCUGCCGGCAUCCUCGGGUUUGACAUUCAAACGCUUUAAGGGGGCCGUCCCGGGGAUCCCCCCGGCUACCCCCCGGCGGUCCCUUGUCCCUCGUCCCUCCCCCGGCCCCCCCCCGCCCUCCUUGUUGCUCAGGUUCUUUGAAGGGCAGCAGCGGCCACGUGUCCCCGCAGAGGGCUCCCGGGGGCCAGAGCUCCUUGCUGGCUGCCACCCCCGGGCGCUGCCCCCUCCCCGCUGCCCCCCCGCCUUCGUUUUGUACCCCAAUAAAGGAGCAGCGGGACCCGGAGCUGCCGCCUCGUACGGGGAU
Molecule: messenger RNA, 2207 nt
Organism: Calypte anna (Anna's hummingbird)
Lineage: Eukaryota; Metazoa; Chordata; Aves; Apodiformes; Trochilidae
Product: uridine-cytidine kinase-like 1
Exons: 14
Coding region: 137-1336 (399 amino acids)
Cellular component (GO): cytoplasm
Molecular function (GO): ATP binding; kinase activity
Source: RefSeq, a predicted model, not a curated record